Messenger RNA from Fundulus heteroclitus (mummichog), 2632 nucleotides. It is a transcript of the gene sfxn5b, whose product is annotated as sideroflexin 5b. Lineage: Eukaryota; Metazoa; Chordata; Actinopteri; Cyprinodontiformes; Fundulidae. Bases 278 to 1255 code for a protein of 325 amino acids. Gene Ontology annotation, biological process: monoatomic ion transport; citrate transport; mitochondrial transmembrane transport. The record is from RefSeq and is a predicted model, not a curated record. The transcript is spliced from 14 exons. Gene Ontology annotation, cellular component: mitochondrial inner membrane. Gene Ontology annotation, molecular function: citrate transmembrane transporter activity; monoatomic ion transmembrane transporter activity.
ACCUGACACCUACGAGCGCAUCUGUCGCUAUCUCUUCCCAAGAUCAAUCCGAACAGUUAUGCAAUGACUUUCAGCUUUAUCGAUUAUUUGGGAUGUGUAGUCAUGCGCAUCAACUUUGCCAGUGUUAAGGCAAAGGAAAAAACUACCACUCCCGGCAGGCUUAGGGGCGCAUCGCUUCGCUCGAGUUGCUCACACACGCUCCUCACUGUAGUUCGCUCGACUAUGAAAGCCCGUUUUAAUGAUUCAGGUCGUGAAUAAAUAAAAAGAGUUUGGUGCCAUGGCGGAAUCUGCAGCGUGUCCCGCUUUCCAGCUCGGGAGACCCCGAUACGAUCAGACUUCAUUCCUUGGACGCCUGAGACACUUUAUUGACAUCAUUGACCCCAGCACCCUGUUUGUUUCAGAGAAAAGGUUAAAAGAAUGCAUCAAAAUCCUUGAUGACUAUAAACACGGCACACUUCCUCCUGAAGUGUCUGCAGAUCAGUUGUGGGAAGCCCAGAAAAUUAAACAGGCCAUCAUUCACCCUGACACAGGAGAGAAGAUCUUCAUGCCAUUCCGAAUGUCAGGUUAUGUACCAUUUGGAACACCAAUUGUCAUUGGCCUUCUCCUCCCAAACCAGACUGUGAUGUCUACCAUUAUAUGGCAGUGGUUGAACCAGAGUCACAAUGCCUGUGUCAACUAUGCUAAUCGGAAUGCCACAAAGCCUACUCCCACAUCUAAGUUUCUUCAAGGCUAUGUCGGAGCUGUGACCAGUGCUGUCUCUAUUGCAGUAGGACUGAAUGUGCUGAUUCAGAAGGCCAACAAACUGAGUCCUUCCACCAGGAUGAUUAUCCAGAGAUUUGUCCCCUUCCCAGCUGUAGCGAGUGCAAACAUCUGUAACGUAGCUCUGAUGAGGCACAAUGAGCUGUCUGAAGGUAUCGAUGUACUGGACAACAACGGCACUGUGGUGGGGUCCUCCAAAAUCGCUGCUAGACAUGCAAUAAUGGAGACGGCCUUCACACGCGUGGUCCUUCCUAUGCCAAUCUUCGUCCUGCCUCCCAUCAUCAUGUCCUACCUCGAAAGGCUACGAUUCCUGCAGAGAAACCGCCGCCUUCUGCUGCCCAUCCACAGCGUUGUGUGCCUGGUUACUUUCGGCCUCUCCCUGCCCGUGGCCAUCAGCCUCUUCCCUCAGAUGUCUCAGAUCGAGGUGUCUCGCCUUGAGCCGGAGAUUGCCAUGGCAACGGAUUGCAGAGUGUUGACCUACAACAAGGGUUUAUGAUGAAGAUGGGACGCGAGCACAAGGCUGAGGCUGCUUUAUGAAUGACUGCGAUUGGGAACCUACUGCAGGGUUCGAGGUCUACCUGAGACAUUAUUAUUAUUAGCGCUGUUUUUUAUCACCAAACGUCCCCAAAACCCGUUCUCAGAAAUUGCUGUGUUCACUGAGCCAUGGUGUGUUCGGACGUGUCUCUGAGCAGCCCCAGAGACCGUUUCCUACACUACAGCUGUUCCAGAACUCUCUGUUUUUACUCUAAAAUUCCUAUUUUUAGCAAUAACGUGUUCAGGGUAUUUCGUGAGCAUUGUUCUCCACACAUGCUAUGAGUGUAUAGCAGCAUUUUCUGCAGCAAAAUCUUCUUAAAUGGCGGUGAUCCGUUAACCUUUUGGUUGCAGGUUUGAUAAUGGCGUGAUAUAAAGAAGCCUUUCCUGCACUGUUUUGAAGUCGGAUUUGGAGAAAGGUUUCGAUAUGUGUUCUGGAUGGUGUUUUGUUUUUUUUUGCAUUCCCCUACGUUGACGCCCCCAUCUUCAUCUCCUCGGCCCUAAGCAUUGAACUAUGAUCACAGCUCUGGGAGCCGCUGUUGUGAUGUUUAUCCGUCAAACAGCUGGCUGUGAAGCGAGGAAAGGGACGUCUGCGAGUUUGGAUGGAAGCAGCAGGAUGAAAGAAGUAAUUGAGCUUUGUAGAGCAGAGGUCAGCUGUUGACUCUUCCCUUCACAUUAAUAUUACUGGAGGCGACUCUCGGAAACCUUAAAUGCACAGCACCCUCCACAUUUAAUGGCACCGUGGUAGAGGUGUGUAAAAGCCUUGGAAUACAUCGCUUUUGUUGUUGCUGGACGCUCUUACACUAAGAAAAUGUACAAAUGUUCAACCUUUAAAUUUGCUACAAUUUCCUGCCGUCAUUACUUUGCGCAACUUUUUUUUGCAAAUAGGACAGUACUUAGGCUUGACCUGCUACAUUUCACAAGGAGGGAGCAAGCCUUUUUUUGGAUAACGCCUGAUAAAUUGCCCUUUUUCUGUUCACUGGUAGAGACCAAUAGAUUUUAUUUAAAACAGGCCAACAGCAUUGUAGAUCUUCCAUCAUAGUUAACCAUGGGCAUGGUUGGCUUUAAUACAUUUUUUUACUAAUUUAGUUUAUAACGCCUUACCUGUCAUACUUAGCUCAUUUUUCCAAGGAAUGGAGGGAAGGGAGAGAAAUUACUUCAUAGGCUUUAAGGCACAUUUUCUUUUUCAGAAGCACCACAAAGGGACAGUAGCUGUUUUAGCUAAUAGAAUCAAAACUGCAUUUUCUUUUUAGAUUGCUUCAUUUUUAAUGUUACAGCAACAGAUGAGUUACUGUUUAUCAGCUGAAAAUACCACACACACACACACACACACACACACACA